Messenger RNA from Bemisia tabaci, 10643 nucleotides. RefSeq names its product NUMB endocytic adaptor protein (gene numb). The record is from RefSeq and is a predicted model, not a curated record. Gene Ontology annotation, cellular component: cytoplasm. NCBI's taxonomy places the organism in Eukaryota, Metazoa, Arthropoda, Insecta, Hemiptera, Aleyrodidae.
AGUUGAUCGCAACGUUCGGACCGUGCUACGGUCGCCCGGGCUUCUCGCCGCGUACCAUUUUGAAUUUUUUCACCAUUUUAUCCUCGAUUUCGAUAGAAUUUCCUUACGGUUUUCCCGUUCAAAGUGUUAGUGUCUUAUGUCUGAACCGUGUGCAGCCUUUCCAUAGUGCUUGUGCGUGUAGUUUCUCAACGCGACGCUGAGUGAUUCUGUGCAUUUCGUUCGAUGAGUCUCCAACGGUUUUUCCCACUCACCUUUUUACUGAGCCGUCCCUGUGUGUCCGUGUGAAUUGUGUUACCUUGCGUCUCGCCCGACGGCCGCUGUGUUUCGAGUAUUCGUGUUCGUUUUAAUUCAUCUCUUCAUUCAUCUUACUUAAUCGAUUGAAUCUGGAUAAGUUCCUGCAACUAGUAGCUGUCACCGUCGUGUGUAACGAAAAUCGACACACUUGUUCCAUUCUUUGAUUAUCCUUAACCCCGCUCCAAGUGCCGUGCCAGACCGUGCCUUAUUUCGAAGCGUUCUAAGUGUCAAAUUUUGUGAUGUCAAGCGUUUGACAAUGUUGUUGUCCUGCCGAGCUUGUUUUCGUGCCAGCACCUUUUCCUCUGCGGUGAAACUACCAGUGGUUUUUUUAAGAAAAAAAUAUUAAUGGAAUUCAGAUAGUAAAAACAGUGUUCGCUGAAUUGUUAUUAGUAGCUUCUGUGCUUGUUGUUUCGCCUAUUAUGGGAGCAACUGCAUCACAUCAGCCCUUGGAUAGACAUGUUGUCGCUAAUGGAUCCGCUUUCAAGCGCAGUGCAAGCUGCAGACAUAGCAAAUCAAAGAGCGGGCGGGGAUCGCCGCGGAGGAUGGAGCGAAUCCGUCGGAGUUUCAGGGAUAGUUUUCGACGUCGAAAGGAUAGCCACAUGCCUGAAGCGAGCAAACCCCACCAAUGGCAGUCCGACGAGAACGCCGUUCGCAACGGAAUCUGCGCGUUCCAUGUCAAGUACCUAGGCUGCGUUGAAGUUUUCGAAUCUCGAGGGAUGCAAGUCUGUGAAGAUGCCCUACGAGUUCUGAGGAAUUCUCGGCGGAGGCCUGUGAAAGCAAUAUUGCAUGUCUCUGGUGAUGGUUUGAGAGUUGUUGACGAUGAAACCAAAGGUUUGAUGGUCGACCAAACAAUAGAAAAAGUUUCAUUUUGUGCCCCUGAUCGGAAUCAUGAGAAGGGAUUUUCCUACAUCUGUAGAGAUGGAACAACUAGGAGGUGGAUGUGCCAUGGAUUUCUUGCCCUGCGAGAAUCGGGUGAAAGACUAAGUCAUGCUGUAGGCUGUGCAUUUGCCGUUUGUUUAGAGAAGAAGCAACGUAGAGACAAAGAAUGUGGUGUCACCAUGAACUUUGAUACUACGAACUCAACAUUCACUCGACAAGGCAGUUUUCGACAAGCCUCCAUCACAGAUCGGUUACCUGAUCCCCCUAAUAUCACCAAUUUAUCCGAUCAAAUCAACUCCAACAAUAUUCCAUUUGAAAAGAACAUCCUGAAAGAGAGCAACAAACAAGUUUCAGAAAUCAUUCCCACUUCCAAACCUGUUACCACUACUCCUAUGGGAAUCAUAAAUCCGCCGGUUGCGCCGGUAACUCCAACCUCAGCGCAGCAUAAUCCUCAUGCGAUUGAGCGACCGCACGCCACACCUUCCAUGCUACAACGACAGGGAUCAUUCAGAGGAUUUUCUCGAUUGAAUCAAGCCUCUCCUUUCAAAAGACAGUUGUCUCUCAGGAUAACGGAUCUACCCUCCAACAUAGAGCGCACUAAGAAUUUACAAAAUUUGAACGAACCGAAAACACCUGCACCAUUAAUUCAUUUAAAAACCCCUGUGAGUCCUAUUCCCGAAUCUUCACCUCAAAGUGAUUCUGUUAGUGCAAUGUGUCAGCAGCUAAGUUUUGGUUUAUCCCUGUUGACAAACAAAGAUGAUCUCUCCCUAAACAACAACAAUCAGAAAAAUUCUUCGACUGCUUUACUAGAUGACAUUUUCUCCAACCCUCCUGUGAUGGAAACAGUAUCAAAUCCUGCAAUUACGUCCGUGUUACCAGAAGCUCCAAAAAUCGAGCGGCCUUCGACUGACGUAUCGCUAAAUAUGACGCCACAGCAUCCUGUCCCUGUGAAAAGCACAAAUCCAUUCGUAUCUAGCAGCCCAAUGUUGCCUCGACCCCUCCCCAGACAAAACACAAAUCCAUUCAUAACGAGUAGUCCGACAUCCAACAUUAGUUCUAUAAAAGUGUUUGAAGCGCAUCUGUAGAUCGGUCUCCUUUUAGCUUGAAUUUGUGCUGUUAUCAACCGUGUACUUAAUACGAUAUUCAACUUAAAGGUACUUAUUUCCUUAUGCAUUCGUCAUCGGGACUUUGUUUAGUUCAUUCUGUUUGUAUAUAUCAUACAAAUUAUGUUAUAUUUCUAAUUCGUUUUUGCAAGUUCGAAGUUUUAUCAAAUGUUGAUGAAUAUAAAUUAUUUUGACGGGCGUUGUAGUAUGUCUGAACACAGUUUUUUUUUCUUUUCUUUUUUCUUUGGCAUGAUUGGAGGUCUUUCAAGUUUUUGAAGUAGUUUUAUUUGAUUCCUUGACUAAAAUCAAAAACAAAAUGCAUUUAUUUUAACAAUCAUGCUUGAUUCAGCCAUUACUACGAUUGACUUCUCUGUCGAGUCCCCUUUUAACAUCUUCAUCAUUUCUCUAAAAUUUUGCCCUCAAGUUUACUCCUUUCCUACCCGUUUCAGCUUUUCCAGCGAUUAGAAAUCAAUGUCGCAAAUUGAUCUGACGCUUCCACUAUGUGUGGCUCAGCGAGAGGUCUUGCUCAAUUCUAAUGCUUUAUGUUAAUUAAAUUAGUAGCAAGUAUUUUCAACACCAUACUUUAAAAAAUAUUGUAACUUACAAUAAAAUAUCGUAUUUUAGAAAGAUGUUUUAGGUUAAUGACAUUGUUUUGCAACAUUCGGGCCCAGCAAACAGUCUGAGAGAGAACUUUUGAAAAUUCUAAUUUGUUGAAAGGUAACAUUACUUACCAGGUCACUUCCAAUUAUUGUCGUAAUUUAGGUGUGGCUUUGGGUUAAUGAAGUAGCAAAUCAAAAAGUUAGAACAUGGAUCUGAAAUAUUGUAUCGACGCAAGGUUGUAAAUUUAGAAGAAGAAAAACAGUCAAUCAUCACAAUUUUUUCUUGGCUGUAGCACUUAAUGAAAAUAAGAGUCGGUUAUUCUGGAUGAAAAAAAAGAUAAAGUAAAAAGAUGCCUUGUUUUACAGCUAACCGAUUUUUGUCCUGUUCAUGUAACUCGUAAAAAAACUCAAUCAUUUUUUUUAAAAAGCAUUUUCAAAAAUGCCAGGAUUUUUUAUCCUAUUGUCUUUCAGCCAUUACGUUUGCAUUAGAAUGAAUUCACCAUCUUUUUAAGCUUGUGAAUUUUUAAUCAGUUGUAUAAAAAUCACACAAAUUUAUAAAAUCCUGAAACAGCACCGAUAAGAUAUGUUUCUGUAAGCGGGAGAUGAUGAUGAUAUGUGGUGAGACUAGUAUCACAGAACUCGCUCUUCUGAAGCGUUUUGACUUGUGUAUUUUUUAUUUUCUGGACUUGAUUUUCAUAUUAGGACAACGAUUUAAGAAAAUGACAACGAUGAAAAGAAAGUUGAAAAUGUGAGGCAUCUUUGAAAAUAGAUCGUAGAUAUUGCUUCUACUUACAAUGCAUAUUUUGGUAGCGCGUCACUUGGAAUUUGUCAUUUUGGCCAGAAAAUUGCUCCAAUGUCAUAGAUUCAUUUCUCAAAAUCAGACACCUUGGGUCGCUUCGUUCUGAGUUUUUCUAGAAUACCCUGGUACGAUUUUUGCUGUUGCGGCUUAGGUUUUUUCCUUGUAAAUCAUUGUGUUUAAAAUUGUUUUUAAACGUCCUGUCUGUGAUCAUGUUUUGAAUAGAUUUGUUUGUAUUGCUCGAUUAUUAUUCUUAUUUUUGCUUUACUGCUAAUAUGAUUUCAAUUAGAUGUCGUAUAAUCCAUACCAGAAUCAUUAGAGUUGGAGCUUUAGUUGAAAAUAAUAUUAAAUAAUAAGAAAGACUGGUGGCUCUACAUGCUAUUGUCUUACUCAUAACAUUAUUUUUGAAGUUUUAUCCUCAAAAAUCUUGUGGCUCUAGCCCAUACAUACAAUCGCCCACUUACCAUAUGGCAACCUUGAUUUUUACUUUUACCACAGCGAAUUGAUGGUGAAGCUGCAGAAAUGCGUAUCUCCGUUUUUGGCGUUGAAGACCUCCCAUCAUACUUUAUUUUCUACAUGGGAAAAUAUUAUAAAAUUUCUUGAAUACUUUGGUGAUCUUGCUUCUCAAUGUGAAAAAUAUUCGUUAAAAAUUUCAGGCCGUGAUGUUAGUGCGGUCUUCUUUUUAAAAAAAAACAGAAGCGAAGAUUUUAAAGUACCCUUACCGAGAUAUGCAUUUUUGCAAUUCCUUUUAUUCUUAGCACUGGAUGUAUCAUCUUGGAUCCUCGGUGGUGAGAACAAUAUGAUGAUUCUAGAAAUUAGGUACAAAACUAGGAAAAGUUUUAUCCUAAAUUAUUAUUUUCAUUUCUUAGUAUUUUGCCAGCAACUACAUAGGUUUGAUGUGAAUUAGAAAUCGUACUAAUCGGGGACAUUUUUUUUCCUUAAAUAUUUUCCAAUAGGUAUGUUUGACAUUCUAACAGACUGCUUUUUUGUGUCUGGGUGAUGACGUCAAAGCUCUUUCACAAAGAGAGAGUUAGCAUUUCCUAUCAAAAUGGUUCUCUCCCCUUCUUUUGUUUUCCUAAUUAAGAAACUUAGUUGAUCAGGAAGGAACUAAAUCGCAUUCAGAAAAGUGAAGAAACAGGAGUCUAAAGUCUUCCUUCAUAAUAAAUGACUGGAAUCCUUUUUGGCUUUGUUGUAAGUUUUUUGCAAGUAAAAGUAAUUUACUAGUCCAGAUCAAUAUCACUCUUAACUUUUAUUUUUCAAAUGUGACUUUGUUCGUCUCUGGUGAACUCCGCCUGAAUCUUGACUCAUUGCUAUUGCAAUGGUAGCAUGACCAGACAGAAGAGUGUAUUUAUUAAUUGCAAAACAUUGUGAUUUUACAUUAUUGAGUAACGUGAACUUAUAUUUUUUAAAGGAAAGUGUGGAGACUCACAUUUUCAUCAGUUAGUUUAAAAAAAUUGUCAAUAGCAAAAUAAUUAUUGUUCCUUCAGGUUAAGAAUCUAAUCGGAAGAACUGGAAGUUCAUAGAAACAUCUUAAAGUGCUAAAUUCCCAUUUUGUCUCAGGCCUUGGUUCCAUCGAUGUAUACUUGGCUUCUUUUUGUGAGCGCUUGCUUGCGUUCAUUCAAUCAUCAUACGCUACUCUUAUCGCUCUCUAUUAGAAUUAAUCUGUGACGUUAAAGGCUUUUAGCUUUCAAAACAUUUCAUAAAACUGAAUAAAAACGUCAGUUUUUACUAUGUAAUACUUUCUCAUUAAGUUUUAUGCUCCUCUCAUGAAAUAUUUUUUGAAUGUCCUGAUAAGCAUGGUUCAAAAAUGGAGAAUUUGCACAAAUAAUUUUUAUUGCCUCAUCUGAGGUAUAUUUUAUAAUUUUCUUCUGACCUAGAAAAUUGUAGAGGAACAGAUUUAAAAAUUAGAAUAUUUACCGUUUUGUGAGUGCUUGUGACGUCAUUAGGCAGCACUGCCCAUUUAAACACAUGUAUCUCCGCAGAUUAGAUCAUUUCUUCGUAUUUCCUGCAAUAAUUUUUCAGUUUAGAAACCAAGCAUAUCCUUUUGCUCAGUUCCCCUAGUAGCUCCCACUUAAACAUGAAAUUCAUAAAAUUUUGGACACCUGCAAAUUCUCCAUCAUUUCCUAGAAAAUGAGCACAAAGCUUUUUAUAACCUUACCCAUAAUCAUCAGCCAAAGAACUCAAAUUCUAUCAGUUUAUGUUGUAAUUUAAAGAAUAUUUGAUAUUCACUUGUUCUUUUUAAAUUUAAAAACCGCACAACAACAGUAUGUUUUGUACUGUUCCUUACCUGACAAAAGAACAUAACUUCAUUUCAACGUUGCCAAAUUUCCUAUACCCAGAAACUAUUCAACAAUUUUUACUGAAAAUUUCACAGGUUCAUUUAAGAAAGCAAAAUUUCGGGCACCCACUGUUCUGUCAUUUUUGUGUGAGGGAAAGGAUAGUGAAAGUGAAUUCUGUAACUUUGAAACGGAGAUAUUCCUUUGUCUGGGGAACAACAAUUUAUUAGCCAGGCAGUAGUCAUUAGAUAUUCCUGUUUCAAGUCACUCUGCAAACGUCUAGUUGCUGAAACAAGCAUUCUUGGAACUCGCAUUAACGUAGGAAGUUGAAUCAGUCACAGCAUUUGCAUUUUGAUCGCUAGCUCUCUCUUUUGGUUAAGGUAAAACGAGUGUUCAGUGCUAAUGGUACGGAUGCAGUUGCAUCCCUGAACUUUGUUGUACUUAAAAUUUAAAUAAGGUUCCUAAAUUAUGUGCUUUUGUAGCCCUCAUUUGUACGUACUUAGAUGUUUCCCAAGUGCUUACAGCUCGCAUUGUAAGAAAUAUUUUUAAUGAGCCAUAUUAGCUAUCACGGAUCAGAAUUCUUGAUUUGGUAUAUCAAAUCCCCUAAAAGCUGUCAUAAAUCAUUUUUGGUAGAAUUUUUUUGUUCUGUUCUACUUUUAAAUGAACAGUUGCAGCAAGGUCAAGAAGAGGAUAAAACGUCUAUAACCCAAUGGUAAUCAUUCCUCGUAUGUACGGAAAAAGCUAUAAUAAUUAGAAUAAUAGAAGGAUUAACUUUUUCUCUCCCUUUAGAGCAGAAUGGAUGAUCGUCCAUCAAUUCCGCAAAAAUAGAAUAAAACAGACUAUUUCUAAAAAUUAUUAUCUCAAAUUUUUCAGAAGUAAUAGUUUGCUUAUAAAUCACCUCCUACAUUUUUCCUAGCCACUUAUCGCUUUUUCUGUUCUGAACGCAUUUGUUCUCUUGCAUUAUUCUUUUCUCCAAUAAUUCGAUACUUAAAAAUGAAAUUUUUGCUCUAACAUAUUUAAUUUUGAGUACUUUUUUCUAAGAAAGGUUAUAUUUGUUUGAUUGUAUAUAAAUGAAACAAUUUUAUUUUUAUCAAAUUUGUUGAAGUAAAUAACCAACGGCAUUUUCGCCUAAAUGUCUGCUGGGAAUAAAUUGAUUGAAUGAUCGGGUUUUGAAAUUGUUCACAAUGCUCUGUUACACACUAAAAAUUGAGUAAAAAACUACUUUGAGUGUGAACUAUUCUUUCUGCUUGCAAAUUUAAGGGUAUCCUUGAGCUCGAUUGUGAUCAAGCAAUUCGAGCUGUGUAAGCUCACCGCAAAAUGAAGCAAUAAAAUCAAAGAAUUACACUUUAGACAUAUUUGAAGUUCGUGACGGAAAGAAUUGAAAAGAAAAAGGAUAACCUCAAGCUUUAUUAAUUUUAAAAGCUUCAUUUGAAUUUGUUGAAUUUCUAUUUUCGUAUUAUAUUUUACUGUAUUUGUUACUACGUGUCUUUUGUGUCAUUGAAGCCUUAGAAAUAAGGAAUAUCUUUACAAGUAAUACAGUAAGUUAUUAUCCAAGCCUCCUUAAAUGUUAGAGAGUAGUUAGACUGCAGUUUGUUGUAUUUACGUAGCCAUCAUUGUCAUCAGGAGCGCGUUAUUGUAAUUUUAUAGAAAAGGUCGUACAAAGUGUUAUGAUGCUAUUUCAAUCAUUCGAGGGUUUUGGGAUUGAGCCCAUAUUGUUUUUUCUCCCCUUUUUUUAUAUUUUUAAAGAAAUUAUCAAGAUACCCUCAAGAAAAUAAGUACAAUGUUGCAGUGAACUUGGGAUCCCAAUUGCCUAUCAUCCAUUGCCAAACGGUUGGCAUCGUUAGAGUCCGUUUGAAUUACCUAAUGACUUGCAUGUUUUCAUAUGAAUGCCCAAGGUUUCUAUCAAAGGCUCAUCAAUCUUAAGAGCUCCAUGAGGUCGUCAAGUUGCAUUUAGUGAACAGAAGAAUCAAACUGUAUCAAAUAAGUUUACUUUGAUAAAAUACUUAAUCAGCUGUCAUGACAUGAAGGCCUCCAUUGGUAACCCCAGUUAAUAUAUCUCAUAAUUUACUGGAUGAAGGAUAGUUAUGAAUUUAUGGUAAGAGAACGAAAAAUGUGUCGUGUCUCUUCAUGACCCUCGAAUGAGAGAAAUCGGAUUUACAUUGCCUGAAGGUUAUGAGGAGCUAAAGAGGUUUUUCGACUUAAUUAAUCCGCUUGGAUCAAACUACUUCAUAGCUUUACAUUGUCUGCUCCAGUUUCUCAGAAAAUAAUUUUUUCAAUGUGAUACCUGUUUUGAAGAAGAAUCGCAGGCCUUAUGUGUGAAUCUAUUGAAGCAUUUCCUCAUUAAAAUUUUGCCGUGGUCGUGAUUCCAAAACAAUGAAACUAAGUAGGAGACUGCAAUAUGAAUCAUGGAGGUCUUCCUCUUGAGUACCGUUGGCUUUAUUAUGGGAGGAAGUAAGCUGAUAGAGGAUAGUUGGGCGAAUUAUUCUGUCCAGUGAGAUCAGAGCUAGGUUUCAGUGAAGUAGAUGGAACAAGGUGCUAUUCAGAAAUGUCCCUAGCCCACCCCUUUACAUUGACUUAUGAAGGUAGUUUUUGAACUUUUUGUAUCUUAGCUGUACUGAUUAGUGGCACACCAGACUCCGCAUUCCUUUGAAUCUAAUUCUGUAGCCACUAAAGAGAAAAGCACAAAUAAAUGGUCUUAAAAUAAAAAAAAAAAACAGUUUAUCAAGUAAGGAACAUACACUAGUAAAUUCCAUAUUUUUUUGUUCUAAGUAGAUUAUGAUGACUGGGAGCUAAAACAUUUUUUAUAAGGAUUUUCAUACGUAUUUUAUUCAACUAGCUAUCGCACACAUCUGGGGCAGAUAGACUGCAUAAUUUUAUUCCUCCAUUUUCAUUUAUUUCAAAUUUUUUGCUGCUGUCUCGUUUACCUAUGUAUUUAAAUGAUAUUUCACAAAAACGUUUCAGUCUCAAACAUAUCAAAUUUUUUUUUACGUAUCGUGUUAAUGUGUUAAACUCUAAAAUGCAUCAUUCCUUGUGUACCUAAAUAUACCUUUUAGCAUCUCUGUAGUCUUUUUUGUCAGAAUUUAAGCUUUAACACUAUAUUAGUCAUUAAAUACGAUAAACAUACAUAUCAAAAAGAAUGUUUUCAAACUGCAUCAACCUUUACGGAAAAAGGUAAUUUUUACUUAAGUCUGCUGAUGCCAUAGCUGGAUAUCUACUAAGGAAAUUUUUUCUUUUUUUAAAGUUGUCUGUUCCUUGUUCCUUUUAUUUUUGUAUUUACUUUCUUAUAUUUUUUUAUUUUUAUUUUCUUCGUUUAUUAUUUUUUUUUAUUAUUUUUUAUUUAUUUAUUUAUUUUUUUUUUGUAAGUGGAAGGAAGGUUUUUCAAAAUUUUUGCCCUCAAAUUAUUGGGAAAAGUGUAUCAAAUCCUCAUUUUCGAGAGAAAGUUGUGUAAAUUAGAAAAUAUGAGUAGACUUGUGGCAUAUUAGCUCACCUCCUUGAUGUUUAAGGUUAUUCCGGAUUACUUCAAGCUACUUUUUUUGAUGCUGGAAAUGAUAUUGCAUUAUUUCCAUUCUUACUCUCCGUAUUGUUUAGAAAAAGCAUGUAUACUCAUAAUGAAACAUAAUGAAGAGCUGUAGCAAAUUCUCAACUCAGUUUGAACAGUUUAGCUUAGAGCUGUCAGAUACUUUUUCCAAUGGCCCAAUUAGAAAAUUAUUCUGUCUAAUUUAGUUGCGCCGCUUGACUGGUAAUGAAUAUCGUUUGUGUCUUGAAGUUUUUUCGUACGAAUCAUUUUUCAAGGAAAGGAUGAAUUUGUUAGCAUCUUUUUGUGAAUUAUCAACAGUAUGACCAUUUUACGAUAAUCUCUUAAAUUCAAAUGAUAAAAGUUGAAUGAAAUUAGGUUUUUCUUCUUUAGUUCGAUAGUGGAAUUAGCAUCAGUCCAUCCUAUCAAAAUUUGUCUCCUUACUAAUGUGUAGGAACAAUUUUUUGAAUUGCUUCUCCUUGUAGUAAGAGGAUCAGAUGUAUUGUAUACGUCUCCUGUUUCUCAAUCAUGCUGGACUUUAAUUAACAGCCUCAAGGGGGCGUCAAGCAGGCUCAAAUAAGUUGAAGAUCUAUUCCAAGGCUGAGCAUCAUAACUCUCAUGAUUAAGUUAUUGUUUUUCAAAUGUCUCAAUUGUUUUAGUGACCGUAUUAUAGCGUCAUACCUUUAAUCGAAAAAGCUUCACAUACUUGGACUCGGAGCCUGUGUUCAAAUCUGUGUAAUUUCAGCCUUUUAAUCUGUUAAGUGCAAUGAACUAUGAUUAUUUCUUUCUUCCUUCCUUCCUUCUCUAUCUUUCUUAGGAUCGAAUUGUAAUUGAUUAAGCCCAAGUUGGAAGAAUUGAUUUUUAGUAUUUUUUCACGGAACAUUGUCGAGGAGAACUUUAACUCAAUUUAUGCGGAUCUUCUUCAUUUCGUCCUUCACUCUUGCGUCUUGGGGUUAGUUGAUUAAGUAAUUGUUUCUGUAAAUUUUAUAUUUUCUUCUUGUUUAGUUGUUGUAAGCUUAUUUCUUUUUUAUUUUUAUUUUUUACUUUUUUAUUGUGAAUAAAAAAUAUUUUUGUACAUACUUAUCGACAAAUGAAAUCAACAUGUAUUUUAGUUUGUAUAUUACUUUUAGAAAUGUUAUGUUUUUAAGUUUUACGUAAUAAAUAUGACAUCGGCCAAAAGUA